UUUCAAUCUUUUCCCCUUGAAUAUCUAGGAUUUCCUUUAUGUGGUAGAUUUUUUGUGGAGUGUCGUUGAUUCUUUACACAUUUCGUUUAGAUCAUUUCUAUUACUGACAUAUAAUGUCAUUUGUCUAUAUUUUAUUUUUAAAUAAAAGGUGUACACUUGCUGGAAUAUGUAACUUUUAAUUAUUUGAUUUUAACCGCAUAGACAACAUCAACUUGAUCUAAUAAUAUUUUAUUAAUUGUAAAAAUGGAUGGAGAAUUUACUCAAGACGGAUUAAGUCAUGGCCUAAAUACUCUCCAAAGUUUAAGUCAGAUUCAACAUACUGUUUCACUUAACAACAUACACUUCAAUGACGACGAAGAUGCAGCGAAUAUCCAAGAUAAUAAUAUAUCGCGUGUGUUCGAUUACUUUUUGCGAUCUUAUGUACACACGGGGACUACUGAAUUGGAUGAAGAUGAUAUGGACGACGACGAUGACGACGCAUUGAAUGAAAUGUUCCUUUCUUCCACAGAUUCCACCCAUGAGUUAUACUACAUGAAGCGUAUCUACAAACUUGUGGUCAAGGAGUCUAGCUCAAGCGAAGUCCUACCCGUUCAUUUAAACCACGUCAUGGGUUGGAGGCACGUGAAUAUAGAUGCGCCUGUAAACUUGAACGUUCAACUUUACAGAUACUUGGUGAAGAAUUUUUUGAGAAUGCAAGAACCAUUGGAAGACGUGUUACAGAACUUAGUUAAUGAGAUCUCUAAUGCAGUGAACAGAGUCCCAAGGAAGUUCUAUUUACAGUUUUUGCACACCCCAACUUUGAUUUACCCGUUGAGGGAAGUCAAGUGCUUUAUGCUGGGAGAAUUAAUUUGCAUCAGAGGACAAGUGACGAGAGUUUCAGAUGUUAGACCUGAACUCAUUAGAGCGACAUUUCGCUGUAAGAACUGUGGGACAGUUGUCACGGAUGUUGUCCAACAAUUCAAAUACACCACUCCAACUAAGUGUCCAACCACAGCUUGCCUGAACAGCAGUGACUGGGAGCUAAUGAUGGACCGAUCACACUUUUGUGACUGGCAAAAGAUUAGAAUACAAGAAGUAGCGCAAGAAGCCGAAACAGGAUCAAUGCCGUGCAGCAUUGACGUGAUUAUGAGGAACAAACUUGUUGAUAGCGUAAAUGCAGGAGAUAGAGUCCAAAUCUCAGGGUCACUGAUUGUGGUACCAGAUAUACCCUCGAUGUUAAACGCCACACAAUUGGGAGAAGUGGCAAAGAAAGUAAUGAGGCAAGGUGCAAAGAGAUUUGAGACGUUUUUGUUGUCCCAAGGUAUCACUGGUAUUAGAGGCGUCGGAGUUAAACAGUUAAAUCACAAAUUAAGUUUUCUGGCAACCCAAGUCACAGUGGUAAAUCAGUUUAGAAACACAUUCCAAGUGGGUGAGGUUGACGAAAAGUUCUUGAGAGCAGAAGACCUGCUGAAUAUCUCUGGAUUCGAAUGGAUCCGUGAAGUGAGUAGCAGCAGGGAUACAAUUGACAGACUAAGCAAAAUAAUAGCCCCUAAUGUCUGGGGUAAUUACGAGAUUAAAAAGGGCCUACUUCUUCUAUUGGUAGGAGGAGUACACAAGAGUUCUAGGGAUGCUAAGCUUCGUGGUGAUAUAAACAUGUGUAUUGUGGGAGAUCCAUCGACUGCUAAGAGCCAGUUCCUUAAAUUUGUGGAAAGCUUCGCGCCAAGAGCAGUUUACACCAGUGGAAAGGGGUCCACGGCAGCAGGUUUAACUGCAGCAGUGUUCAAGGACCAUGAUAACAACGACUAUGUCCUUGAAGCAGGAGCCCUAAUGUAUGCAGAUGAAGGAAUUUGCUGCAUUGACGAGUUUGAUAAAAUGAACGAGAGAGAUAGGGUGGCCAUCCAUGAAGCAAUGGAGCAGCAGACCAUCAGUAUAAGUAAGGCAGGUAUCCAGGCAACACUGAACGCAAGAGCCUCGGUCCUAGCAGCUUGUAACCCAAGAUAUGGUCGUUAUGACACUAGUAAAAGUUUCAAGGAUAACGUUAAUAUCCCAUCCCCGCUUUUAUCCAGGUUUGACCUCCUGUACACAAUCCUGGAUGAAAACAACAACCAGGUCAAUAGGAGGAUUUCAGAGUAUGUAUGUGAACGAUAUAACAAAUACACAGCUGAAUCUUCACCCCUGAUCACAGACCCGGAAUAUUUCAACUCACUUAACUUAAAUCCUGAUAUAGUUAACCAGAACUCAAGUGAUACAAUGCUUCUGGAUAGCAUGUCAAUGUCCCAUGAAGGAGAGGGUGCAACCGCAUUCUCAGCUGCAGACAUGGAUGCAUCCACCUACUACAACUUAUCAAAGUGGGACGAAUACACAAGCGUAAAGUACAUUAACCCUAACAGAAGAUACACUCAAUCAAGUAUGACCGCUCCAGUUAAUAAAACUAACGCAAACACCACAACAACAACCCAGGCUAGGGACACUUUGGAUUCUGAAACUGAACAUGAGAUGAACCUUGAUGAACUGAGACUUUAUAUUGAGCUUUGCAAGAGGCUGAAGCCGCUAAUGCAGGAUAGCGCAAAGAGGAAACUGAGUGAAUACUAUGUGGAACUGCGUAAUGGAGAUGUUCAGCUGGGAAAGCGCUCACUGAGAAUGACUGUGAGGCAGCUGGAAUCCCUAGUGAGACUUAGUGAGGCUGUUGCAAAGCUUAAAUUCUCUGAUUUCGUCACCUCGCAUCAUGUCCAGAUAGCCUAUGAUAUCUUCAAGUCCUCAUUACUGAAGUUGACUAACAAAACCACAAUUCAACUCACUACUGGUCUUAAGGAUACCUCAAGAUCAUCUCAAGCCGAUACUACAAGAACAAGUGGAGAAGAAGGUGCCGAGGCUGACCAAGAAGCCGGGAAGUCCUUCGAUAACAUGACAGUGAGCAUCGGCUUGGACAAAUACAACGCAAUAAUCAGUGUGCUUCUAGACAAAGUUGGGGAACAUGAACUAACAGGGAACUUGAUCUUGAACAAUGAGCUCAUUGAGUGGUACUUGGAAAACAUACUGAUGCCAAAAACAGAAGAAGAAGCCAAUGAAUGGAACUUGAAACUGCAACAUAUAAUCUACAGACUUUCGUUUGUGGAUUCCAAACUGAUAGCCACCCAGACCGAUGAAGAUCCCGAGAAUAUAUACAGACUUAGAGUACAUCCAAAUUAUUUCUCCCAUACGCACCUCUUCACACAAAAAAAUGAUCAGUAUGUGGAUGAAUUAAAGGCCUACGAUUCACAGCUAGAGGAAGAAGAAGACCUGGCUGGCGAAUACGAUUUAACGAACGACGAUACUUCGAGGACUAACUAGAUUAGCAACUGAUAAAGCAAUGAUGCAAUAAGAAAUGAAUUAAAAUUAGACUACAUUACUGAAUUAAAAAAUUAAUUGAAAUGAUUACAUAAAUAAGAUUCAGAUGCCUUGGAUAUUAGCCCUCCCAGGUACUCGAGGCGUUGACUUCGGUUCAGACCCUCAAGGGUGUGCAUGGAAAUCUCAACAAAAUUGAUAUUUAACUUUUUUAAUAUGGCUCUCAUUAA
This is a messenger RNA of Theileria parva strain Muguga, 3533 nucleotides long. RefSeq names its product MCM2/3/5 family protein (gene MCM6). Gene Ontology annotation, biological process: double-strand break repair via break-induced replication; DNA replication initiation; mitotic DNA replication. Bases 244 to 3309 code for a protein of 1021 amino acids. The transcript is spliced from 3 exons. Gene Ontology annotation, cellular component: nucleus; MCM complex. The record is from RefSeq and is a predicted model, not a curated record. NCBI's taxonomy places the organism in Eukaryota, Apicomplexa, Aconoidasida, Piroplasmida, Theileriidae. Gene Ontology annotation, molecular function: single-stranded DNA binding; ATP binding; single-stranded 3'-5' DNA helicase activity.